AAUUGACAUGUCUUGAUUUCAAGGAGGACCUCUAUAAGAAACUGAAGGCGCAAAAGAUGGGACAGAACAACACGAACUCCUUGUCAUCUCAGCGUUCGAUUAAACAUGAAGCGACUGUCAUGCGCUCGUCACAAAAACGUCCCCGUAUUGAAGAGACCAUUGAGGUUGACAGGUUCUCCGCGGACAGUACUUGACUCUUACUAGUAGGUCACCUACUAGAUACCUCCUUACAUAAUUCGCAUCACGAUCAUCGAUUUCAAACUUAAAGCGACUACCAGUACUACUACUGCAUACUCUAGUCCACAAGUCCUAAUAACUUUGUAUCAUAGCUUCGAUUCCAUUUUCCUGUGACCGUGCUUUUAUCAAACGUUGAAGCACGAGAACUAGACAGACAUCUAGAACAAUGCCAGGCCGUCGUCGCGAGUCUCCGCUCAAGAAUCCAAGCAGGGCAUAUAUCGCACUAGGACUAGAGGGGUCAGCUAACAAAUUCGGCGCAGGAGUCAUCACACAUGCUGUAGAUGGAUCGACCGAAGUGCUGUCGAACGUUAGGCACACUUACAUCACACCUCCCGGGGAGGGAUUUCUUCCCCGAGAUACUGCUCAGCACCAUCGAGAGUGGGCAUUAACGGUGAUCAAAGAUGCAGUCGCAAAAGCAAACAUUACGAUGCACGACCUCGACUGUAUAUGUUAUACUAAAGGCCCCGGUAUGGGUGCACCUCUGCAGUCUGUUGCUCUAGUUGCUCGCACCCUCUCAUUGUUGUACGAGAAACCCCUUGUUGGUGUCAAUCAUUGUGUCGGACAUAUCGAAAUGGGACGGCAAGUCACUGGAGCUCAGAAUCCAGUGGUACUAUACGUAUCUGGUGGCAACACGCAAGUCAUCGCAUAUUCACGGCAAUGCUACCGGAUCUUUGGAGAAACACUCGACAUAGCUGUUGGAAACUGCCUCGACAGGUUUGCCAGAGUAAUAAACCUGAGCAACGACCCAAGUCCAGGAUAUAACAUUGAACAAGAGGCGAAGAAGGGGAAACGACUCGUCCAGCUACCUUACACAACCAAGGGGAUGGACGUUAGCUUGUCUGGCAUACUGACUUCCAUCGAAGCUUACACAUCUGACCGUCGGUACCGGGCUCAUGGCGAACCUUGCGAAGAGUCAGAAGAUAUUAUCACGCCGGCGGAUCUCUGUUUCUCCCUUCAAGAGACGGUGUUCUCCAUGCUCGUUGAAAUCACGGAACGAGCGAUGGCUCAUAUCGGGAGCAGGGAGGUGCUCAUCGUUGGAGGGGUUGGCUGUAAUGAACGACUGCAAGAAAUGAUGGGCAUUAUGGCACAAGAGCGAGGUGGAUUGGUGUUUGCGACUGAUGAACGUUUCUGCAUUGAUAACGGCAUCAUGAUUGCUCAGGCUGGUUUACUGAGCUACCGCAUGGGAUUUCAGACACCUCUUACAAAGAGCACCUGUACGCAAAGAUUCCGGACCGACGAAGUGCAUGUUGCAUGGCGAUCUUGAAUAUUUGAACCCCAUCUAUUCUACAAUUAAAAUAUUGUUAGUACCCGUCUGUGUUAUCACUGUG
This is a messenger RNA of Suillus subalutaceus, 1565 nucleotides long. RefSeq names its product peptidase M22 glycoprotease. Gene Ontology annotation, cellular component: EKC/KEOPS complex; cytoplasm. The record is from RefSeq and is a predicted model, not a curated record. The transcript is spliced from 8 exons. Gene Ontology annotation, biological process: tRNA threonylcarbamoyladenosine modification. Bases 404 to 1501 code for a protein of 365 amino acids. NCBI's taxonomy places the organism in Eukaryota, Fungi, Basidiomycota, Agaricomycetes, Boletales, Suillaceae.